This is a messenger RNA of Colletotrichum destructivum, 754 nucleotides long. RefSeq lists its product as uncharacterized. The transcript has a single exon. NCBI's taxonomy places the organism in Eukaryota, Fungi, Ascomycota, Sordariomycetes, Glomerellales, Glomerellaceae. The coding region runs from base 7 to 450 and encodes 147 amino acids. The record is from RefSeq and is a predicted model, not a curated record.
GUGGAUAUGGAUCGUCAUGUAAGAAUGUUUGCAGGAGUACACGCCGUCCGAUGUGUGAGGAAAAUGCACAAGCCACUCCAGAUGAGGAGGAGGCCAUGUCUCGAUGAUAGACAGGGCAACAUCAUGAAGCUGCUCCGCCCGAAAUUAGCGGGCGCAGCAACGAGAGGGUUUAUAUUUUUGCUUCACUUAGGGCUCCAACGGCUCAUCGUUACUUCUUCCUCCUUCCUGUCCUUUUUGCUUCUAAACACAUGCGGAAGUUUCUAUGCACUUUCCACUGCUACCCUCACCUCGCAUGUGGUGGCGUGGUAUAUAGAAAACCUCGAGGGUCGGCCCAGAUGUUCUGGGGCCCCUCGCAAGGAAGUCAGACGCCGAAAACCUUGCGUUUUACCAUCUGAAGUUGAUGUUCGUCACAAGGUGCUAUUAGAGACGAGCCCUUUAGGUGGUACCUGAUCUGGUCAAGGCAAGGUAUACCAUGGGUACUACCUUGAAGAGAAGGAGGAUUCUGGUCAUGUCGCAUUGUGUCGGUCGGUCGGUCGGUCGGUCAUGCAUUGGUUCGUGGGUGGAAUCACUACCGUCACCAAUCUCACCUCACGUUGCGUUGCAAGGUUGAGUUUCAUUAGACAAGCAUAGUUACAAUAGUAUCGUUAGUUGACUUUAUCGUAAAAGCUAGUUAUUAUCCCACACGUUCAUUGCCCCCACACACGCUAGGUCUGAGGUCUUGGCACCAAGGUGACCGAGAUAGAGACAAUGGAAU